AUGUGCUGUUCCUACUUUUAAAAUUUUUAUCUUCUUUUUUUGUUUACAAUAAAGAAGAUGGAGAAACCAUUGGUUUUUUUUUCUCAACUAAAUAUGUCAGAUCCAAAGGAAAAAACUUUCUACAAGGCGAUUCAUGCAAUAGGAAAAGAAGCAUUAAACAAAGACAUAAAAAACAGAGGUAAAGAGAAGAGAAAUAGACUGAGCCUUCUAUUGCAGAAACCUGAAUUCCAUGAAGAUAUCAACCCUGGUAGUUCUGAGAACUUGGCCAAAGGCAUAAGUGUCUCCCCUGAAGAAGCAGUUAAAUGGGGUGAAUCCUUUGAUAAACUGCUUUCCCAUAAAGAUGGACUAAAUGUUUUUACCAGGUUCCUUAAAACCGAAUUCAGUGAAGAAAACAUUGAAUUUUGGGUAGCCUGUGAAGAUUUCAAGAAAAGCCAAGAACCCCAUCAACUGCUCCAUAAAGCACAAGCAAUAUAUAAGAAAUACAUACAGAAUGAUGCUCCACAGGAGGUUAACCUUGACUUUCACACCAAAGAAAUAAUUUUUAAGAGCAUCUCCCAACCCACCAUCCACCUUUUUGAUGCUGCUCAAAGCAGAGUUUAUCGACUUAUGGAGCAAGAUAGUUAUACACGCUUUCUGAAAUCUGACAUCUAUUUGGACUUAAUAAAUGGAAGACCCUUGAGAACAACAAAUCUUCGACGGCGAUCACGUUCAUUUACCUUCAAUGAAUUCCCAGAUGAAAAACCAGAUCUUGCCAUUUGGCUAUAAAAAAACAAAACAAAACAAAACUUAAUUUUACUCAUGCAUCAUGGUAAGUUAUUCCAACAUGGUCCAUAUAAUAUUGGCUGUUUAUAUUUAUAAAUUGAAUCAAUUUAAAUUUGUCAUGUGGGUGAAUUUAAAAACCUAUUUGGGAAUACUUCUCACAGUAAAAGGAUGCAGUGCAAUGGGUAUUGUGUCCAUAUAUACCUCCAUUUAAGAAAAAAAAAACCCUUCAAUAUACAAUUAAAAAAAAAGAAUUCUCAAUGUAUGGGAAGAGUGAUAAUUACAUAUUAAGUGGGACAAAGGAUAAGAUCUGCAAAAACAUAAUAGUUUGUAAAAAUGUUUGUGUAUGUAUAUAUAUGUGUGUGUGUAUAGAUAUGCAAAUAUUCCAUAUUUUAUAUUAAAUUUAAAAAAUUGUAAUGUUCAGAAAAACAAGAUAAAAUAGGACAUAUAAGAACUAGCCCUAGAAUAACUAAGACCUGGGUUUAAUUCCUGCCUCUGGAUAGGAGUACAAAUAGGAAAUAAAGAAUGGACAUGUGAUUUCACUGAUGAAAGAAACUUCUGGAUGAGUAAAUUCCCUCUGUAAUGCAACUUAUAAUCUUUGAGUUGCCCUAUGAGUAGUAUUUUUUAAAGAAACUAUAUAAUGAUUGUAAUCCAUAUUGCCUUGAAUAUGACUCACAUAUGAAUCUUUAAUAAGGAAUAGAACUAAUAUAUAGACAUAUGCUUUAUUUUAGAAGUAAUUAAUUUUCAAUAUUGCAUGGCAUUAAUGUCUAUAUUUGAAUGAUACUGUACAAUUAGCUUUCACAUCUUCAUGUACUUAAAAUGUAGAGAAAAAUUAAAGAAUUUAUGUUAAAAGUUUCAUCUUUAUUAUUCAAUCUACUUUGAUUUAUUACUUGCUAAAAUUAGUUGCUGUUCAUUCAUUAUCAAUUAAACUUA
Messenger RNA from Dromiciops gliroides (monito del monte), 1692 nucleotides. RefSeq names its product regulator of G protein signaling 18 (gene RGS18). The record is from RefSeq and is a predicted model, not a curated record. NCBI's taxonomy places the organism in Eukaryota, Metazoa, Chordata, Mammalia, Microbiotheria, Microbiotheriidae. The transcript has 6 exons. Bases 58 to 765 code for a protein of 235 amino acids.